AUGCGGUCCCUUAUGCCCGACCAGCCUCCGCCUCAGGUUGAAAAAUUUGAUGGCACGACGAAUCCAGAUCAUCAUUUGCGGAACUUCAUUGAUUUUAUGGAUUUUUACACUCAAAGUGACCCGGUAAAAUGUUGGGCUUUCUCCCUGCCACUGAGAGGUGAAGCCCUAGAGUGGUAUUACACCCUUCCACCCAAUUCGGUGGAUAAUUUUCGCACACUGAUGGGCAUGUUCAAAAAACAAUACUCCACCAACCGAUACGAGGAAGUUACGGCGGCCGAGCUAGUCAAUCUCAGACAGGGGAAAGACGAAACUCUAAGAGCCUUCAUGCAUCGAUACAAUCACGCCGCUCGGAGGAUAAAAGGUGACAGUCCCGAGUUCAUCAUUAGUAGUCUGCCCAAUUGCCUAAAAGCGGGAUUCGUCUCAAAAAGCUUAUACGCCGAGUUACCCAGUACGUUGGACGAAUUGCAGCAAAAAAUGGCCAAAUUUAUUAAGAUGGAAGACCAGAGGAUCUUUCGAAAACAACAACACGAGGAGCACCCGGUGAAUGGUAACAAGAAGGAGGGGAAACGUCGUGUGGAUAACGCCCGGGAUCAGAAACCCCCAGCAAAUCUAAACACAAGGUACGAUCGUUAUGCGCACCUCACUGUCCCUAGAGAAAAGGUACUGGAGAGGGCUUUGCAGUCCAACCUGAUCUUUCAAAGAAGAAAAUUUCCACCUAAGAACGUGGACUUGUCGCAGAUAUGCCGAUUCCAUAAUUCAGGGGGACAUACCACUGAAGGCUGUCAAACCCUUAAAGACGAAUUAGAGAAGUUGAUCCGUGCCGGACACCUCCGGGAAUUCGUGAAAGAGGAAUCUGCCCGUGCAGGACACUCCCCCAGAAAGACACGAAGAAGCCCAGAACAUGCAAAGCAGAAGGGUAACCACUCACGCGACCGUUCUCGUAGUCCCCCAAGACACAGAUCCCGUAGUUGA
Molecule: messenger RNA, 972 nt
Organism: Vigna radiata var. radiata (mung bean)
Lineage: Eukaryota; Viridiplantae; Streptophyta; Magnoliopsida; Fabales; Fabaceae
Exons: 1
Coding region: 1-972 (323 amino acids)
Source: RefSeq, a predicted model, not a curated record